CUUCUCGCUGUAGCGGAAGUCACUCUGUUGCGCUCGUUGACAGGUUCCGCUCUUCUGCUCUGCUGUGCGUGUCAGAUUCCGAUUAUUAGUUAACUUAUUGAUUAUUGUAAUAACACUCUCUAACAUCGACGACUUCAGCCGCAGCUGGACACGACCAUAGCGGUGAACAUGAUAAAAGCCAUUCUGAUAUUUAAUAAUCAUGGCAAACCACGACUGUCGAAAUUCUACGAGCAUUACACUGAAGACACAGAGCAGCAGAUCAUCAGAGAAACGUUUCAUCUGGUUUCCAAACGAGACGAGAACGUUUGCAACUUCCUGGAGGGCGGAUUGUUAAUCGGCGGCUCGGAGAACAAGCUGAUCUACCGACACUACGCCACCCUGUACUUCGUGUUCUGCGUGGAUUCGUCGGAGAGCGAGCUGGGCAUUCUGGAUCUGAUCCAGGUGUUCGUGGAGACGCUGGACAAAUGCUUCGAGAACGUGUGUGAACUCGACCUGAUUUUCCACAUGGAUAAGGUUCAUAACAUCCUGGCUGAGAUGGUGAUGGGCGGCAUGGUGCUGGAAACCAACAUGAGCGAAAUCAUCACGCAGGUGGAAGCGCAAACCAAGAUGGAGAAAUCUGAGGCCGGGAUCGCGGGAGCUCCGGCGCGUGCUGUUUCGGCCGUCAAGAACAUGAACCUGCCAGAGAUGCCCAAGAACAUUAACAUCGGGGACAUCAGCAUCAAAGUGCCAAACCUGCCAUCUUUUAAGUAGUGAACACUGGCCUGCACACCAGUCUUCACAGUGAAACUGUGUUUACUAGAAUGCAAAGCAGAUAUUGUGACAUCACAAUUGAUGAAGGCACUGUGUGAUGAUGGCUGUAAAUGAAGUAUUUAUUUGAUUCUUCUGUCCUCUGUGUGUCUCGCUGCAGUGUUGGAGGUCGUGAGUGUGUGUGAGUGUGUCUGUGAGUGUGUCUGUGAGUGUGUGUGUGUGUGUGUGUGUGCGCGCGCUCCGAUCAUCACUCCUAACAAACAUUCCAGUAUGGAAAUCUCAAUCAUGCUGUAAAUGCCUAAAUUAUAUUGCUAUAUGUGUGUACUCAGAGUAUAUUUAUAUAUGAUUUGUCUUCUCUUUUAUUAUGCCGGUAGUUUUGCUUUGGUUUUUAAGUGGUGCAUGUAUUUCCUUUUGCAACAAAAUAAAGUAUCAAAUUAUUUUUUCUUCUCUAA
Molecule: messenger RNA, 1199 nt
Organism: Ctenopharyngodon idella (grass carp)
Lineage: Eukaryota; Metazoa; Chordata; Actinopteri; Cypriniformes; Xenocyprididae
Gene: ap3s1
Product: adaptor related protein complex 3 subunit sigma 1
Exons: 6
Coding region: 169-750 (193 amino acids)
Biological process (GO): Golgi to vacuole transport; intracellular protein transport
Cellular component (GO): intracellular membrane-bounded organelle; membrane coat; AP-3 adaptor complex
Source: RefSeq, a predicted model, not a curated record